Molecule: messenger RNA, 7551 nt
Organism: Anguilla rostrata (American eel)
Lineage: Eukaryota; Metazoa; Chordata; Actinopteri; Anguilliformes; Anguillidae
Gene: arhgap32b
Product: Rho GTPase activating protein 32b
Exons: 27
Coding region: 779-6496 (1905 amino acids)
Biological process (GO): small GTPase-mediated signal transduction
Cellular component (GO): fibrillar center; nucleoplasm; cell cortex
Molecular function (GO): protein binding; GTPase activator activity; phosphatidylinositol binding
Source: RefSeq, a predicted model, not a curated record
GCGCGUUCAGAAACUGGUCUGCGCGCACACACUUUCGGACGCAGAGCAGAAGGUCCGCAUCGAAGAGGCAGCUUCACAGCGGAAAACGUUAGCUGGGUAACGUUUAGGUGACUGGAUAACUAGCCGGUUAGCUGCCCUUCACUGACUGAACAUAGAAGGAGAUAAACUCAUUGCGGACGGGUCAGAUGAAAGAAUCACGUGUCGUCACUCAUUUUGCUCACACUGGAGUGAGAACACAGCGUUAAAUCAGCUGGUUUUAAAGCCAGGAGGGCGCUUUUAGCUAGCAACCUACGUUACCUUCCUUGACUAGUCUGAAUCGACUUCUCACGAUUGGAAUUUUACCACGGAUUUAUCAUACCGCUUAUCUGAACCGUCGACUCAGGAAUGCUCUUUUUUGACCGUGUCUAGCGUAAGGUGAAAUUGGUCGUUUUGCCAUUCGUUUUAUUAUAAUGCGGCUUUUUGGCGGUGGAGGGUCAAGCUGUGCUUUUGCAGCUGUCGAGGAAGAACAUAAGAAAAAACACUGCUAAAGCGAGUCAGAAAAACAGCUUUUCACCACUCACAGGUUUUGUGUCUGCUCUGCCUUGCCCUAGAUCUCUGUCAUGCCGUUGUGAGAGGGCAGCUUUGACUCCCGCAUGGAUCAGUGUGGAUUAUAACGGGAGAUGGCGUACUGAAAUGGACAGACUGCCAGGAGCACACUGCGGGAUUUCCGAAGUUCCCUUCCUCAAGCCUUUCUGAAGAUCGUGCAGAGAAAAGGCAGCUCCAGCAGUGAGCCGGUGUAAUGGAGGCAGGCAGCGGGGCUGCUGCUCUGGGGAGCGCGGGCACGGGACUGCUGGGGGCUGCUGGGACCCCCGACUCCGCUGACAGGGGCCUGAGGCUUGGCCGACACCCUGAGGAGGACGACAUGGUGCCAGAGCUGGCCCGGAGCAUGCACCCCCGCGAGAGACCCGACUGGGAGGAGACCAUCAGCGCCAUGGCCCGCAGCGCGGAGGUCCCUGAGCUCGGUGCCGAGCCUCUCCUGCGAUCCUGCAGCAGCACCGCCAGCAUGAAGGUCAAGAACGUCAAAAAGUUGUCUUUCACCAAGGGCCACUUUCCUAAGCUGGCAGAAUGCGCCCACUUCCACUACGAGAACGUUGACUUCGGAACAAUACAGCUGGCUCUGGCGGAUGAGCAGAAUGAAGUGACGAGGAAUGGCUUUGAGCUGAAGGAGCUGGUAUACCUGGUCCAGAUCUGCUGUCAGGGCCGUAGCUGGAUUGUGAGGCGCAGCUAUGAAGACUUUCGCGUCCUUGACAAGCACCUCCACCUGUGUAUCUACGACCGACGCUUCUCCCAGCUCCCUGAGCUUCCCCGAUUCGACAGCCUGAGGGACCGAGCUGAGACAGUUUCCCAGAUGCUGAUGGCUUACCUCUCCCGCUUGUCAGCCAUCGCUGACAACAAAAUAAACUGUGGGCCUGCCCUCACAUGGAUGGAGAUUGAUAACAAGGGGAACCACUUGCUGGUACACGAGGAAUCCUCCAUCAAUGUUCCGGCCAUCGCCGCCGCCCAUGUGAUCAAGCGCUACAUCGCCCAGGCAGCGGACGAGCUGUCCUUUGAGGUCGGAGACAUCGUUUCGGUGAUCGACAUGCCCCCCAAAGAGGACACCACCUGGUGGCGAGGGAAGCACGGUUUUCAGGUUGGCUUCUUUCCCAGCGAGUGUGUGGAGCUGAUCAAUGACAAGCUUCCCCAGUCUGUCACCAACUCUGUGCCAAAACCAGCCUCCCCCAGCUCUGGUCUGCGGCCUGCAUCCUGGAGUUUCUUCCCUCCCUAUUUGGAAAUGGAGAGUGUUAAGCAGGAUAAUGCAUGGGUUCCCGACCCUCUCAACCACUACAGGAUAAGCUCAGUAUCCAGGAAGCACGGGAAGCUGAUCACGUUCCUGCGCACCUUCAUGAAGUCCCGGCCGACCAAGCAGAAGCUGAAGCAGCGGGGGAUCCUGCGGGAGCGCGUGUUCGGCUGCGACCUCGGCGAGCACCUCCUCAACUCGGGCCACGACGUUCCCCAGGUCCUGAAGAGCUGCACCGAGUUCAUAGAGAAGCAUGGCAUCGUGGACGGGAUGUACCGCCUGUCAGGAAUCGCCUCCAAUAUCCAGAAGCUGCGGCAUGAGUUUGACUCGGAGCAGAUCCCAGACCUGACGAAGGACGUGUACAUUCAGGACAUUCACUGCGUGGGGUCACUGUGCAAGCUCUACUUCCGCGAGCUGCCCAACCCCCUCCUCACAUACCAGCUCUACGAGAAAUUCUCCGAGGCAGUGUCAGCAGCCACAGAUGAGGAGCGCCUGAUCAAAAUCCAUGAUGUCAUCCAGCAGCUCCCUCCACCGCAUUACCGGACACUUGAGUUCCUCAUGCGGCACCUGUCCCAUCUGGCGACUUUUAGCUAUGUCACGAACAUGCACAGCAAAAACCUGGCCAUCGUCUGGGCCCCGAACCUGCUGAGGUCCAAGCAGAUCGAGUCGGCCUGUUUCAGCGGCACGGCGGCCUUCAUGGAGGUGCGCAUCCAGUCGGUGGUGGUGGAGUUCAUCCUCAACCACGUGGACGUGCUCUUCAGCCCCAAGCUCAGCUCGCUGAUCCGGGAGGGGGCAGGUCACAACUCUUUGUCCCGGCCCAAGUCCCUGCUGGUGUCCUCGCCCUCCACCAAGCUUCUGACCCUGGAGGAGGCCCAGGCUCGAACCCAGGCCCAGAUCAACUCCCCUGUCACCGCCGACAGCAAGUACAUCGAGGUGGGGGAGGGGCCAGCCGCCCUGCAGGGAAAGUUCCACACCGUCAUCGAGUUCCCCAUGGAGAGGAAGAGGCCCCCAGUGAAGGCCAAGAAGUCUCCGGUGGGCAGCUGGCGCUCCUUCUUCAACCUGGGCAAGUCCUCCUCCAUGUCCAAGCGCAAGCUGCAGCGCAACCCCAGCGAGCCCAACGAGCUCAAAGCCAUGGCCCUCAGCGGUGGCAGAGGAGACACAGGAACUCUAAGAUCAGCCAAAAGCGAAGAGUCUCUCAGCUCUCUACACAAUGUGGAUGGCGAAUCCAAGGUGUACAGGCCGCGGAGGCCCCGGUCUAGCAGCGACGCCCUGUCCGCCUCCUUUAACGGGGACCUGCUGGACAGGCAGCAGUGCAACUCCUACGACAACCUGACCCAGGGCGAGAGUGACGGGGACGAGGGCCCCCUCCGCGUGCCUGCUCUGAUCUCGCCCCCCCGCUCCAGCGAGGAGGUGGACCUGAGCCCCCCGGACAUCGGCAUGGCCUCGCUGGACUUCGACCCCAUGUCCUUCCAGUGCAGCCUGCCCGCGGCCGAGCCCGCCUUCCCCGCGCCCGAAUCGCCCGCAGGGGGCGGGGCCAGGGGCUCGGAGCCCGCCUCCCCCUCCCCGGAGAAGUUUGCCUGCCCCUUCCUGUCCCCCGACCUCAGCCCGGCACUGGGGGAGAAGGGGGCCGCCGCCGCCUCCUCCUCCUCCUCCUCCAUGGCCAGGAAGCCGGCGCGAGCCCCGUCCCCCAAAUCUAGCCGAAAGCUCGUCGUUUCGGAGGCCGCCCCCGAGGGCGCGGGGCCGACAUGGGACGCCGGGCGGCCGGGGUCCUGGGACCCCACGGGAGGGGGGGGGUGCUGCAGCCCCGCGCCCUCGGAGCCGGGGAGCGACGGCUGCCAGUACCAGCUGCUCUACCAGCUCUCCAGCGCCGGUGGCCCAGAGAGCCGGGACCCAGCCGGCGCCGACCGCCCCGAGCCCGGCCUCCCCGAGCCCAGCCGCCCCGCCUGCGGUCAGAAGCAGCCAGGAGCCGUAGUUCUGGACUCUCCACAGGGCCCUGCCCCCGUCAGCUCAGUGUCCCUCCUCCCUCCUCCUCCCCCUCCGAAAAACGCCGCCCGCAUGCUGGCCCUGGCUCUGGCCGAGUCCGCGCAGCAGGCGGCCAUCUUGUCCCAGAGGAGACCCUCCGCGCCCCCGACACCCGUCUCCCCCCUCAGGCCCGAGGGCCCGCUGGACUUCCUGGAGUGGCCGCCCCCACCCCCCGUCCAGCCCCUCACGACCCCCGAGGAGCCGGCCCCCGCCACCACGGACGCCCCUCCGGCCCCGGUUGCCUCCACGCACAUAGAGAGCCAGGCACCAGUCACCAAAGACAGGUCACCCGCCACCGCCACCGCCUGUGCCAGCCAAGAGUUCAGCAGCUUCGACGGUAUCGGUGUCACAACGGCACCGCCCAGCCAGUGUACCGCCACCCCCACCAGCCCCCCAGCCUGCGCGUCCCCCCCCCAGAGGAGCCCAGAGAGGCCACAGCCUGCUGCAGGCCAGGUCCCCAGCAGUGGACCCCCUGCAGCCACCUGCAAGGAGGCUGGGCCUGCAUUACAGAGGGGCACAGAAAUUCAGGAGAGUGGAACCGUGCUGCUGCCAACGCUCCAGAAGCCUAUCCCAGAACAGCCAAUCACAGCCGCGCAGCCCGAGCCCGUUUCCUGGGGGACCCCGGUCACUCCCGCUCCCUCGGACCCUGCUGAGAAGCCGUGGGAGGCCGUACAGCCGGACCACCGGCAGGCGGAGCCGGUCCUGCUGUACCACACCCACGGGACCACGCCCCCUGCCCCGCCGGUUCGCUCCAUCGAAAGCAAGCUGGCAACCGCCGCCCUGUCGCGCGCCGAGGCCGCCAACGCCUCCAACUUCCACGCCAUCCUGGCGGAGGCCUCCAUGCCGGCCUCGGUGGAAGAGGCCCUCCCUCACCCGCCUCCGCCCCCGCGCAAGUCCUCCACCCACCAGCCGGCCUACCUGUACCACCCGGAGCCCAUGAUGGAGGCCGCGGGUGAGCCCUACUACCACCAGAGGGCCGUCCCGGCUGGGCAGGGCACUCUGGGGUACCACCACUACCGGUCGGACAGCGUGCCCCCGCACGCGUCCUACGUGUCCAAAUCUGAGCCGCAGAUCCCCUACAGCGCCCGCGUGGACAGCCGCUACGCCACGCUGGGGCCCAGGUCCUUCCACCACUCCAUGAAGUCCCGGACCCCUCACCGGGGGGGGGAGUACGUCCACGGGCACGCCGGGCACCCGGGGCACCACCCGCAGGGGUACAGCCCCAUGGACGGGGCCACCGUGUACCCCACCAUCCGCCGGGUGCACUCCCUGCACGCGCCCCCCAGCGCCGCCAUCCGCUCGGUCCCCAUCUCGCGCACCGAGGUGCCCCCGGACGACGAGCUCUUCUACUACCAGCGGCCCGCGCACCAGUGCAAGCCCUACGCGCCGGCGCCGCAGGCCGACUACCACGUCACCCAGCUGCAGCCGUACUUCGAGAACGGGCGCGUGCAGUACCGCUACAGCCCCUACUCGGGCGCCGGCCCCCUGGACGCGCCCUACUACGACGUGGACCCCUACGGGACCAUCCGCCUGCGCCACUUCCACUCCUUCAGCGCCCGCGACCUGGCGCCGCACCUCGGCCGAGCGGGCGGCAAGACGGGCGGCUACCACUACCUGUCCCGCCACGUGCUGCCGGCGGGCAAGGAGCACAGCUUCGUGAGCCGCGACAUGCCCCCGUCCCACGGCGGGGCGAAGGGGGCCGCCUUCUACCUGGCCUGGGACCCCGAGGAGGCGGACCGGCUGCGCGUGCACUCCAUCCGGCGGGAGAGCAGGGCCCGGCAGAAGGCCAAGGGGCCCGUCAUGUCCCAGUACGACAACGUGGGCCCCUUCCCGGGGCCCGCCGAGCUGGGGAGCCUGGAGGUCCUGCACCUGCGCAGCAAGUCGGACCCCGGGAAAGUGGUGCUCAUGGCCCCCGGCGCCGAGGGGAAGGAGGGCCGCUACGCCCCCCGGCACAUGCACUCCGACCCCGAGGCCCUGGUGUACAUGGAGACGGAGAAGCACUGCCAGGGCAACGGGACGGGGGACAGGUCGGCCCUGCCCUCGAAGGAGAGGAGCUCCAGGAUGGGCGGGCGGGACCACCCGGCCCAGCCCUCGGCCCAGGCCGCGCCCGCUCCCCCCCCACGGCACCUCCCUCAGCAGCCUGAGCCGCUCCGCCCCGAACCCAAGAGCGACGCCGCCGACGGCCGGCACUGGCCAGAGCGGCACGCCGGCAGGCCCAAACCCUCGAGCGGCUACACCGACGAAGAGCCGCCACCGGCCGCGCCGCCCGCCAAGCCGGCCGCUCCCCCCAAACCUGAGCGCUCGCACGCCGCCCGAGAGCGACCGCUCUACCACCCGCCCAACCCCCAGCCCCACCCGCACCUGCCGGACAACCCAGAGCGGGGAGAGCACGGCGGGGCCUACCCGUGCCACGCCCACAACCAGAGACACAGCACCAUGACCGUGACGUCCCACUACGACAACCUGGACGACUACCAAGCCACACCUCAGCCCCCGCAAACUCAGACGCCGACUCCCGCGCCCGCCCGAGGGGGUGCCAGCACGUUCCCCCCGCCCCCCAACAACAACAGAGCGUACUCCACCGCACUGGGGCAGGGGGCUUUUGUUGCAGCAGAGCUGUCCAUGCAGAGGCCUGAGGCAGAGGUACGCGCAGAGUGAUGGGCCACAAGAGGGCGCUACAGAGAUUAAAAGGUCACAGGAAAUUGUGAAUAAAACGCAGCAGCCUCUGCAGGACAGUGGACUGACUGUCUCCUGAUCAUUUAUGUUCAUUUUUUUGUAUUUUUAAUGAAAUGUAAAGAAAAUGGGGAAAAAAUAUAUAUUGCAGACUUUUUACUGAAGUGAAUGUACCAUAAAUUUCUUCCAUUGUCUAAAAUGCCACACAGCUGUGACUUAUGAAUAAUGGGUGAUCAUAUAUAAUUGUGUGUAUGUGUGUGUGAGUGUGUAUAUACAUAUAUGUAUGUAUAUUUGUAGUGUAUGUAUGUGUAUAACAAAAGGGUACAGCAAAUGGAAAACAAAAUGUAUGUUAUAAAAAAACUACUGGCUAUAAGGGAUUUUUAGUUUUCAAAUUUUUUUUGGGAGGGUUUUGGGUGGGGUAAUGGGGAUUAAAAUUUUCGCAUUUCAGAAAUGCAUGCACAUCAUUUCUUGCAGAACAGUUCUGUGUACGUUGAUUUCCGGUGUGUACUUCCUGGAUGUUACACGUUGUCAAGGGAGACCUGUGUAUGUCAUCAUGCCUCUCCCAUUUUGUGUGUGUACAUGACCAGUCCCAAUGGCUCACCAUCAGUAAAUCACUGCCGCAUUGGGUUCAGGAGCAUAUUAAUCAGUACACAACUGGACUGACGUAGUUCUUUAAGGUGGCACAGUCACCACUUAGGUGUAACUUAACCUGUUUACUCAGUGACUUAAUGCAGUUUUGAAUCUCCGUUGUAAUUUUGGAAUAAAACUUGUGUUUCUGUCCAGUCUAAUUUUAAAAUUGCAAUGCCUUGGGUAAUAAUUGGUUCACUUUACUGCAAGGAGGACCAAACACUCGUUGUGAAGCUUUUGCUUGAGCAUUUGAGGGAGGGAGAGAGUAUUAACCACAGAUGUUAAAGAAUAGUUCUAAAAAAAAAACUGUGCUGAAUAUUUAGUUUUAUUUCAGGGCAAUUACCUUUUUUCAAAGGACUUGAAUGGACUCGAAACUAAAUAAAUAUUGAAUAAAUGUAACCCCUAAAAUGAAA